AUGCGCGACCUGAAGACGAUUGGUGCCCUGCAACUUGAAAAACGGCCUCCGGAGCGGAAGCCCAAAGGUCCAGCUGCCAAGAAGUCGAAGAGUGGCGCUGCAAAAACCUCUGUGGAUCCUAGCACUCUGCUAUUGCAUGACAAACGGGUCUUGUUGGUCCCAUUCGGGCCCGAUAUGGGUCGCAAACGAAUCGAAAUUCUGCAAGGUUUGGUCGAAAAACUUGUAGGUUUGGUUGUUGCAAGUGCUCAGCUGACACAAGAAAAGGCGGCGGAGUUCUUGCAUAUUGAUAAGUUCCCUCCUCCUAACAUCGAUGUCUACACGCCAGAAUGGCUAGUAUAUUUACGGCAGGAAAAAAAAAUUCCUGCUGCAGGCUCGAUGUUGACAUGGGCCGAGCAGCAGCACGCUCAGGAGGAAGCAGCACGACACGAACAGCAUUGCGAAGAGGUGGCACAACAGUUGGAGGAGAAGCAAGCGCAAAAAGAUAACAGUGACAGUGACGAAGGCUCGGAUUCGGAGAACUCAGGCACGCGACAAAUUGUACGCGCACCACCCGUUGAAAUCAACAGUGAAGAGGUUCGCGAGCAACAAGCUGAGUUAAGCGAGAAGAACCGCAAGCUGGUCGAGGAGCGCACACCCAUUUUCUACAAGAACAACCCCGAUUUUCGCCCAAUUACCGAGUCAGCGGUACCAGGUUCGAAGAAAGUCAAAGGCGAAGGCUUCAUUUGCCAACAAUCGUCAGCGGUCCAGCAGAAUCUUAAUGCUCAUUUGACCGAUCCAUUGGAGGAAAUGAUGGAGUUCCUUGACGUUGAACGGGAUGUCUGGCGGCAGUACAUGUAUAAGAAAGUGGUGUCGAGUCUGAAAGCCAUGCGCCGUCGCGUUUGCAGUGUGAAGGAUUUCAAGGAUAUGCACUGGGUGAAGGGACGUUUGCGAGAUAAAGUCAUUGAAAUCCUCGAGACUGGUCGUCUGGCCAAGCUCGAUGCCAAGAAGAGCAAUCCCAGAUUACGUGCCUUGGUUGAAAUUGCUCGAAUCUGGGGUGUUGGCCCUGCGACGGCAGCGAAACUUUAUGGUCAAGGAUACAAAUCAGUGACAGAAUUACGAAAGCCUGAAGCUGCAGCGGUGCUGACAGCACAGCAACAAAUUGGAGUGAAGCACUAUGAAGACUUUCUCACCAAGAUUCCAAGAGCUGAAGUACACCAGAUAGAGCAAACCGUUGUGGAUGAAGUUCACAAAAUGAUUCCGAAUGCCAUCGCUCUGGCCUGCGGCUCGUAUCGCCGCGGCAAGCUUUCGUCCGGCGAUUGUGACGUUCUUAUCACAGAUCCAGACGCUGACGCAUGUGCUAUCAUGCCUGAAUUGCUCAAACGCCUCCAUGCGUCGGGACGAUCUGACGCACUAUCAAAAGCAAAAAACUGGCGGCUGUGA
Molecule: messenger RNA, 1419 nt
Organism: Phytophthora infestans T30-4
Lineage: Eukaryota; Oomycota; Peronosporomycetes; Peronosporales; Peronosporaceae
Product: DNA polymerase lambda-like protein
Exons: 6
Coding region: 1-1419 (472 amino acids)
Biological process (GO): double-strand break repair via nonhomologous end joining
Cellular component (GO): nucleus
Molecular function (GO): DNA binding; DNA-directed DNA polymerase activity
Source: RefSeq, a predicted model, not a curated record